AUGGCGUCCCUGAUACACACCGAUACCUUCUUCCUUGACACAUUUGCGCUGCGGCAAUGGGACGACCCGGAGUUUGCGGGCGCGCGGCUGUCGUGCGACAAGCAGCAGUUUGUGCAAAAGGUGCAGGCGGCGUAUGCAGGCGGGCAGCCGCUGGUCGCGGGCUAUGCGCCCUUUUGCAAGCACAUCUUCAUUAGGAAUUACACAGGCGCCACCGUGGGCGCCUUGCCCAUCACGGAUGACAACCGCCACCUGCUGCAGUCAGCCUACACGCGGCGGCGGCCCGACGAGCUGGCCGUGCUGGUGCGCUGGCUGCCGGCAGCGGCGGUCCGGGCCACCGAGGCUGCCUGGCUGGACGUCAUCCUGUACAGCCGGGAGCAGCUGGCAAAGGAGUACGAGGCCAUGCCCACCAAGCAGGGCGCGGGCCAGGAGCUGCCGGAUGCUCCCUGGGGGAUCAUCAGCAUCAAGGCUCAGGAUGAGGAUUAUGAGACACCCAUGCAGCCCAUCACGAUGAUGAGGAACGCGCUAGGCAAGGAGGAGGGGGGCAGCGGGGUGCCGCUGGACCGCGAGAAGUAUGAGCAGGCCACCGCCUACUGGCAGGCCCACGCCCAGAUCCAGUGA
Chlorella variabilis is the source of this 618-nucleotide messenger RNA. RefSeq lists its product as hypothetical. The record is from RefSeq and is a predicted model, not a curated record. The coding region runs from base 1 to 618 and encodes 205 amino acids. The transcript is spliced from 5 exons. Lineage: Eukaryota; Viridiplantae; Chlorophyta; Trebouxiophyceae; Chlorellales; Chlorellaceae.